UGACUGGUGCUGGUUCUGUAGGUAACAUUCAACGAGCUAGUGAGGGUAAAAUCGUCAAUCUUGAAUAGGCUCAUUUAUUUCGCAAUAAACGACUCCAUCACUCAUAAUGCAUUGAAAGUGUGUGACCACGUGAUCAAAGACGCAAUUAGUCAAGUCAACAUGUCGAUGUCUUCUUUGCAGAGCAUUGAGAGAUUUUCAGACAAUUCGGUGAUUAGUGAUCUCAUGACAUGCCUAAGUACCGCAAUCACCGACCAAACGACGUGUUUGGACGGACUAACAGAGUACAAAGAGAAUAUUCCUCCGUCGAUCCUUGAAGAAACAAGGGCAUUAAUGGAAAAUGCCACGGUUUUUACUAGCAACAGCUUGGCAAUCAUUUCAAACAUGUUCAAAAUCGUACGAGGUUUUCAGAUCUCGGUUAAUGAUCAUAGGAGAUUGCUCCGAGUGGAGGAAGUGCGUCUGAGACCUAAUCUGACGGUGGCAAAAGAUGGCAGUGGGGAUUAUCGGACUAUAACCGAGGCUGUGAAGGCAAUGCCUAGAAGAAGUGAAAAUAGAUUCUUUAUUUAUGUGAAAAAGGGUAAAUACGAAGAAAACGUGUUUGUCGAUUCCGAUUCUUGGAAUCUGAUGAUAUAUGGAGAUGGAAUGAAGAAGACGAUAGUUUCGAGCAGCUUGAACUAUAUGGAUGGAGUGGCCACGUUCAAUAGCGGCACCUUCAGUAAGUUACCUAUUUAAAUUCCUAUAGU
Molecule: messenger RNA, 740 nt
Organism: Erythranthe guttata (spotted monkey flower)
Lineage: Eukaryota; Viridiplantae; Streptophyta; Magnoliopsida; Lamiales; Phrymaceae
Source: RefSeq, a predicted model, not a curated record